Messenger RNA from Dreissena polymorpha, 4134 nucleotides. Its product is annotated as baculoviral IAP repeat-containing protein 7-B-like. The transcript is spliced from 7 exons. Gene Ontology annotation, biological process: negative regulation of apoptotic process; regulation of cell cycle. The record is from RefSeq and is a predicted model, not a curated record. NCBI's taxonomy places the organism in Eukaryota, Metazoa, Mollusca, Bivalvia, Myida, Dreissenidae. Gene Ontology annotation, cellular component: cytoplasm; spindle microtubule; nucleus. Bases 181 to 1272 code for a protein of 363 amino acids. Gene Ontology annotation, molecular function: cysteine-type endopeptidase inhibitor activity involved in apoptotic process.
UAUUGUAAACAGAUAGAUAACACCAACACAUGUGGAAUGUAAAUAACUAAAGAUCAAGAAUGAAACAACGGUUGAGUCUUGUUUCUUAUGAGCAUGUUUAUGUGUAGGAUAUAUAUGUAUAUUAAGCAAAAAAUUAAUAAAUUGGAUGUGGUGUAAGGUAUUAAGAAAUAAAGGUACUAAAUGAGCGUUCGCAGUAGAGAUGUGGCAGACCGUGCUAUUUGUCGAGCAUCAAGGCCUAAAAUGCCGGUGAAUGGCCAGGAAAGAGGAGAACAGAUCACUAAUGGCUUUGAUGACAUGGACUGCAAACAGGAUGAUUUUACUGAUCGGUUGUUGUUGAAAAGUGAGAAGAUGAGACUGAACUCUUUCAAGGACUGGCCAAAGUCAUCUCCUGUGAGACCAGAAGAACUUGCCAAAGAUGGAUUUUACUUUUUGGGACAACCAGAUCAGGCAAAGUGCAUAUUUUGUAAUUUAGUGUUAAAAAGUUGGGAACAAGGCGAUAGAGUGCGUACAGAACAUUCAAAAUUUAACUCUUCAUGUCCUUUUUUAGCUAAGCAAAAUGUUGGAAAUGUUCCCCUCCCUCAGACAGCUUUCAAUGCAACUCACAGAACAAAUGUUGCAAAGUUUCCGGAGUACAGUAAACCUGUCACAAGGCAGGAAACGUUUCGAAAGUGCGGAGUUAAGUUUCCAGUCAGUGUUGACAAUAUGGUGGAUGCAGGAUUCUUCUAUACUGGUCCAGAUGACUGUGUGAAGUGUUUUCACUGUGGGAUCAUGUUCCGGCAGUGGGAGGCACACGAUGUCCCUCUACAGGAGCACCUGCACUGGGCCCCUGAAUGUCAAUACGCACGCAGUGUAACAGCUAGUGAUGAAAACAGCCAGCUACAAAGCAGCCCUUUUGUACAGAAGGUGCUGGACAUGGGCUAUAGUAGAGAGCUGGUGAACAUUGCUGUACAGAGGCACCACAGAACAACAGGUGCUGAGUACAGUGAGUUAAAUCAGCUCCUGGACGCUGUGGAGGCACUGCGCAGACAACAGGAUCACGUGUACCCACCCAGCGGUGAAGGACUACUGUCAGGCCCUUCUUCAUCUACUGAAGAUGAAUUACGGAAAAUGCAAGAAUCACUGCAAUGUAAAAUCUGCAUGGAACGGCAGGUUGCUUUGACCUUUUUGCCCUGUGGCCAUUUCGUCACAUGUGAAGAGUGUGGGUCCAAAGUGCACAGGUGUCCCAUGUGCAGGACAAGCAUACGGGGAACCGUGAAGACAUUCUUUUCAUAGUUGGCUUGCAGUAUUUUCUAUUUUAUGAAACACAAUCAAUGUUGUGAGAUUUGAUAUCUAUCUAAAAAGCUGCAGAAGCAACGGGGUUUUCAGGGGUUUACACAUGGGCUGGACAGAAUGUAAAGACACUGUUACAAACUUUGUUUUUGCAAAUGUCUCAUGUUGUUGAAUAUAUUGGCAAAAAUUUUAGUGCAUAAAAGACAGUUGUUUGAAGUUUGUGCCGAUAUCUUAAGGUAUAAGAAUCAAUCCUUGAAUACGUCUGAAAUUGGUGACAAAAUUUCAUGUUGCAUGACGCAUAACCAUGCAGUACACAUGGACUUUUUGAACAAGAACUCAUGCUUAUUAAAUACAGUAAUUCCGAUGUAGUUCACAUUGCCAUCAGCAGUAUAAAAAUCUGUCUUUUUAACACUAGUUUAAAUUCUUAAGAAAAUUUGUUUUAAAAAGUUAUUUGAAAAAAAACCGCUACCGGUGGUCUACAUCCUUUAAGGUUUUAUUCAGAACCCCACAAAGACACGUUAUUCUGCGCCCUGAUCAAGGUACCUUGGUCUGACUAGUAAAUGUGUGGCAGUCUCAUUAAAAACUGUACUGAAUCUGUCAGAGACUUGCUUGUGGAUUUCUCAAACCCAGUGUUCAUGUUGUACUUUUGAUGUUAGUUUUAAUCUUAUGAGAUGUUUGAGUAAAUUUUAUGUACAUGUAUGUCCAUAUAUUUUGUGUAUCAACGCAUUGUGAUAUCAUAAAAAAGAACUCGACGUUUAACCUUAACUGGAUUUUUUGGUUAAGAACAGACUUAUUUUAACCCUUUGCAUGCUGGGAAAUUUGUCGUCUGCUAAAAUGCCGUCUGCUGAAUUUAUAAAAUUAGCAUUUUCUUUGAUUUUUAAAAAAGAAUACUAUCAGAAUAGCAAACAGUUUGGAUCCUGAUGAGACGCCACAUUCUGUGGCGUCUCAUCUGGAUCCAAACUGUUUGCAAAGGCUUUCAAAAUUCGGUUCCAGCACUGUAAGAGUUAAAUGACUUUUUUUACGUGUUGUCCCUGCCUGUGUGCACUGCACAGCUGAAUCUGGGAGGACACUAGGCAUAUGCAUUAAGCCCAGUUUUCUAAGGAUGCAGCUCAAAUUAAUCUUUAAAGCUACAUCACAGUGAUGCAGUUAACAUUGCUGUCUUUGUUAUUAGAAUUUAAGGUGAACCAUCAGUCAAUUUUGACAGGGUGUUGGUCUUUAUUUACGUCUUGAAUUUUAUUCUUAUAUAGUGUGCAGUAAUGUAAUUUUUUUACUUUUAACAAAAGAGAUGUUUUUGUGUCCAUACAUACAGGUGUACUUUUUAACUAGAGCACAAACAGGUCAAACAAUGGUUUUGAUCGGGUCAAUUAACAAAACUGUGGAUUUUUGGGUGGGGGCUUGUGAAGAUUAAAAUAAAUUUACACAAAAUAUAUUACUAUAUUUAACAUCGCAUUUUACUGCUUGCCAGUCAGAACUAAAGACCUUAAAUCACAUAGAAAAAGUAGUAUCAUUAAUAAAAUAAUAGCUAAAAUACUGAAACAUUUAACUAUGCAUUAAGUAUGCCCCUCAUGAUGAAGACAAUGAAUGUCUUUAUAUUUUCAUUGAAACUGAUUCAAGUUUGAAGUAAAUGUAGAUCUUAUAGACAAGUUCCGUUUCAGAAAUGUAUUUCUCCAACAAACUAGUAUGAUUUUGGGAAAACUUUACCACGCCUCAGUUGUGUAUAUUUAUUAUUUGGAAUGCUUAAAAUGAUAUAGAAGACAAUUUUGAUGCAUUUGUUCAAUCUAUCAAGAUAUGAACCCUGCAUUUUCCUUUUUGUGAAUUAGCGACCCAAUGGGUAUCAAUACUUUGUGUAGGAUCUAAAGGUUACCACCCACUAAUCUUCUUAUUUUUCGCGUUCCUGUUAAAGCCCUUUUUACUGUUAAUAAUCGUGGAUAGAGGUUUAUGAAACACAAUUGUUAAUUGCAUCUCAAUUCAAACAAAUCAUUUUAAUUAUUUUAGUUACAUUGAUUCCUGUACAUUUAUGUCUAGAUUCUAUAUUUGACAAGUUAUUACCAUAGCUAGAUCCAGUACAUUUAUGUCUAGAUACUAUAUUUGACAAGUUAUCACCAUAGCUAAGUCCAGUACAUUUAUGUCUAGAUUCUAUAUUUGACAAGUUAUAACCAUAGCUAGGUCCAGUACAUUUAUGUCUAGAUACUAUAUUUGACAAGUUUUCACCAUAGCUAGGUCCAGUACAUUUAUGUUUAGAUACUAUAUUUGACAAGUUAUCACCAUAGCUAGGUCCAGUCUUAGUAGGGACCACACACAUUUUCAAAUGUGAUUUAUAUUUUGUAAAUAUUUUUACUCUUUUAGAUUGAUGUUUUAAUAUUUUAACUUCAUAUUAAAGAUUGUUUGCAUUCUGUGUGGUUUUAUGGUUCAAACAACUUUUAUAAGCCAUUGUUAUGUCAUUUGUUAUGCAAAUGGGCUGAGCUACAUGUAAAAAAGGGGCUUUAAUGCAUGUGCAUAAAGUGUCUUCACACAAUUGCAGUCUGCACAGGCUUACCAGGGAUUACUCUUUGAGCCUUUAUUAAUUUAUUUUCGUUUCAAGAAAGUCUCUUCUUAGCAAAAAUCAAAGUUAGGCAGAAAGUGUCUUCCCUGAUUAACCUGUGUAGACUGCACAGGCUUAUUUGGGACGACACUUUACGCACAUGCAUUAAACCCUCAUUUCACAAAGCAUGGCCCAUAUUAUUGCACAAAAGUAGUGCCAUAAUUUUAUGUAGUCACCUGUAGCAGUAGACAGUGAGAUUAAUGUGCUUGCAUGCACUUGAAAGCAUCUCAGCAUUCGACUUUUGACUUAUCAAAGUGAAAUCAAAUAAAAUGGAUGAAACUAAA